AUGCUGCAAGGCCCCGAAGGCUUUGUUCGACUACCCAAUGAGCAUCAGUUGUUCGCCUCUCCUCCGCGGACAACUCUGUCUCUGCAACCCCUAGGCUCUAGCGCCAGCAAGGACUCUUUUUCCAUGCAAAGCAGUGCCGGUCGAGUCUACCUGACAAAUCAGAGGAUCGUUUACAUUCCCGCGCAACAAACGAAAGAGUUUCAAUCGUUUUCCACACCAUUACUCAAUGUCCAUGACGCCCAUGUCACUGCACCAUUCUUUGGGCCCAAUGCAUGGUUGGCGCUAGUCCAGCCGGUAUCUGGAGGAGGCAUCCCUGCGUCGUUGCCUGCCGUGCAGCUCAAGGUGACAUUCAAAGAGGGAGGGGCGUUUGAUUUCCACAACAAUUUCGAAAGAAUCAAAGAGCGUCUACAACAGGCUGUCGAGAAUACGCAGGCGAGCAGUCGAGGUGCCCGAAAUGUUGACAUGUCUGCAAUCCACCUCGACGAGCUACCUGCGUACACCGGCCCAUCGGGUGGCACAACCGGAGCAGACCACAGUACCGCACAGCAAUCUGUAAGCCCACAGUCUCAACACACAGGGCCAGAAGCGGGAUCGGAGCCGAUGGAGCCACCACCGGAUUAUGAAGAGGUGCAGCAGCAGAGUGUGGCGGAAGCGCUCGAGGAGAGACUGCGUCGAGCCAUAACAAAACGAAAUAUCACCGCAUUAGUCACGGCCGACCCGAGCGGCCAAUCACGUCAACGCCAAAGCUUCGAGUUCGUUAAAACCAACCCCAUCCUCAAUUACCGCGACUUCCACCGCCCACACGCCCCCCCUUCUCGCCGUCUUCCCUCAAUUGAAACCGAUUUCAAAGACAAGAUGGGUCUCUCCGACUUCUUCUCCGACGUUAUGUCCUCCUUCGGCUUCCCCGAGGCUCAGGCUGAGGCUCCCGCCGAGGAGACCACCACCACCACCCCCAGCCAGGAGACCGAGGCUGAGGAGAAGCCCGCCGUGAACAACGAGGAGGAGGCCGCCCCUGCCGCCGAGGAGAGCACCGAGGAGUCUGCUGAGGAGACCCCUGCUGAGGAGGAGUCCGCCGAGGAGGAGCCCGCUGAGGAGGAGGAAGAAGAGGAGGAAGAGGAAGAGGAGGAGGAAGAGGAGGAGCCUGAGGACAUCAAGCCCCAGCUUGAGGAGGAGUGCGCCAACUCUUCCCAGUGCGCCCCCUACAAGCACCACUUCGAUGAGUGCGUCGAGCGCGUAACCCAGCAGCAGGAGGACCCCGACUACAAGGGCCCCAAGGAGGACUGCGUUGAGGAGUUCUUCCACCUCACGCACUGUGCUACCCAGUGCGCCGCCCCCAAGCUCUGGAAGGCCCUCAAAUAA
Messenger RNA from Aspergillus neoniger CBS 115656, 1359 nucleotides. RefSeq lists its product as uncharacterized. Gene Ontology annotation, molecular function: chromatin DNA binding; transcription coactivator activity. The transcript is spliced from 6 exons. NCBI's taxonomy places the organism in Eukaryota, Fungi, Ascomycota, Eurotiomycetes, Eurotiales, Aspergillaceae. The coding region runs from base 1 to 1359 and encodes 452 amino acids. Gene Ontology annotation, cellular component: nucleus. The record is from RefSeq and is a predicted model, not a curated record. Gene Ontology annotation, biological process: positive regulation of DNA-templated transcription.